Molecule: messenger RNA, 531 nt
Organism: Acanthisitta chloris (rifleman)
Lineage: Eukaryota; Metazoa; Chordata; Aves; Passeriformes; Acanthisittidae
Gene: CHMP1A
Product: charged multivesicular body protein 1A
Exons: 4
Biological process (GO): late endosome to vacuole transport; protein transport; endosome transport via multivesicular body sorting pathway
Cellular component (GO): multivesicular body; ESCRT III complex
Source: RefSeq, a predicted model, not a curated record
GUUCCUCUCCAGUUCACAGCAAAGCAGCUGGAGAAACUCUCCAAGAAGGCUGAGAAGGAUUCCAAGGCUGAACAAGCUAAAGUCAAAAAGGCCCUGCAGCAGAAGAAUGUGGAGUGUGCCCGAGUGUAUGCUGAGAACUCCAUCCGCAAACGCAACGAGAGCCUCAACUGGUUGCGCAUGGCCUCGCGUGUUGACGCCGUGGCCUCCAAGGUGCAGACAGCUGUCACCAUGAAGGGGGUGACGAAAAACAUGGCCCAGGUGACCAAGGCCUUGGACAAGGCUCUGAACUCCAUGGACCUCCAGAAGGUGUCAGCAGUGAUGGAUAAAUUCGAGCAGCAGGUGCAGAACCUGGAUGUUCACACGUCGGUGAUGGAGGACUCCAUGAGCUCUGCCACCACGCUGACCACGCCGCAGGAGCAGGUGGACAGUCUCAUCGUGCAGAUUGCUGAGGAGAAUGGGCUGGAGAUCAUGGACCAGCUGAGCCAACUGCCCGAGGGGGCCUCAGCCCUGGGGGAGAGCUCUGUCCGCUCC